CCGGCUCCUACGGGUAUUUUUGGUUGAAGUGUACGGAAACCUGAUCAUGCAGAUUAUCCGUACUAGUUUCUCCCAAAUCCUGCCACCAUCACCAUGCCUGAGAUCGCUGAAGUGGCAAGGGUUACACAUUUUCUUCGCCUGCAUCUUGUCGGCAAGAAGAUUGUCAAGGCUUUGGCCCCAGAUGACAUUAAUGUCUUCGGAAAGGUCGGCACAAGUGGCCAUGCAUUCCAGAAAGCCGUUACUGGCAAGAAGGUAGUUGGAGCCGGGAGCCAAGGCAAAUACUUUUGGAUACUGUUGGAGAGCCCACCUCACCCGGUGAUGCACUUGGGCAUGACAGGUUGGAUACACAUUCGAGGAGAGCAGACUGGUUAUACACGCUACCUGGAGAAGAUCAAAGGUGCCGAGGAGCAGUGGCCCCCAAGAUUUUGGAAAUUUCAGCUAGAAACCGACAGCAAUCCUCAGGUUGAAGUAGCGUUCACUGACUCUCGGCGAUUUGGCCGAAUCAGACUGGUGGACUGUCCUGGAGAAGACAUACGGAAAUACUCGCCAUUAGUCGAAAACGGACCUGAUCCCGUCGUCGACAAGAACUUAUUUACCGAGGAUUACCUCAAGCAGAAGAUGAGGAGCCGCCAUGUGCCUAUUAAGGCCCUCCUCCUGGAUCAAGCCGUGAUCAGUGGCAUUGGAAACUGGGUGGGCGACGAAAUCAUGUAUCAGGCCAAACUACACCCAGAAGUGUAUUGUGAUGAGUUUGAUGACGAGGAUAUUUCGACACUGUACAAGGCAACAAAAUAUGUCUGCGACACAGCUGUGGAGCACCUGGGCGAUUCGGAGAAGUUCCCCGAGCACUGGUUAUUCAAUCAUCGCUGGGGCAAGGGGAAGAAAAACUCAGCUACAACAUUGCCGAACGGCGAGAAGAUCGCAUUCCUCACUGUAGGUGGGCGCACGAGCUGCAUCGUCCCUAGUGUACAGAAGAUAAAGGGUAAAGCUACAGAUUUGGAUGUCGAGGAAGAAACUGAAGCCCCUGAGAAGAGGACAGAGAGCAAGUUUUUCGAGGCAAAGAGCAAGAUGCAAGAUGCGGCGAGUGGAAACAGAGGAAAGGCAGCGAGCAAGAAAGCAGGGUCGUCGGUGCAGGAGACUAUCAAGAAGGAAGUGGAAGAUGAUGACACUGUUGUGAGCACAAAAGUCAAGUCAUCGAGACGGGUGGUUGUCAAGGAGGAGGGCAAUGAAACCGGCAAAAGUACUACGACAGGGUCGACGAAGCGAAAAGCUGCCGAAGAAGAAGCCGAAACUGGCACCGAAUCUAAGCUCAAUGGAAGAAAGAAAUUGAGGCAGAGCAAAGGGGACGAACCAGCACAGCCAGGACCAGCCAGAGUGACGAAGAAGCGAGUGGCUGUCAAGAAUGCGGAAGGAAAACCUGCUGCCAAUGGAACAAAGAAAACCAAGCAGAUUAAAGAUAAAAUGAAGGAACCGCCAAAGCCUGUGCAAAACCACGGGGCAAGGCGAUCCGGAAGACUCAGCGGCAAGACCGUUGAAUGACUGUUGUACCUGUACAAUAUAGACACGGCUACAAUAACCCCCAAAUGAUCUCCAGAACUGUUCGGUCGAGCACCUCUAAUAUAAUGAGUCAACAUCUAUGAGAUUCUAAUCAUCAGAAUAGCUCGUUGGAG
Pseudomassariella vexata is the source of this 1667-nucleotide messenger RNA. RefSeq names its product Formamidopyrimidine-DNA glycosylase N-terminal domain-containing protein. Lineage: Eukaryota; Fungi; Ascomycota; Sordariomycetes; Amphisphaeriales; Pseudomassariaceae. Gene Ontology annotation, cellular component: nucleus. Gene Ontology annotation, molecular function: damaged DNA binding; DNA-(apurinic or apyrimidinic site) endonuclease activity; zinc ion binding. The record is from RefSeq and is a predicted model, not a curated record. The coding region runs from base 94 to 1536 and encodes 480 amino acids. Gene Ontology annotation, biological process: base-excision repair. The transcript has 3 exons.